Molecule: messenger RNA, 1080 nt
Organism: Alternaria conjuncta
Lineage: Eukaryota; Fungi; Ascomycota; Dothideomycetes; Pleosporales; Pleosporaceae
Exons: 3
Coding region: 1-1080 (359 amino acids)
Biological process (GO): D-sorbitol catabolic process
Molecular function (GO): zinc ion binding; L-iditol 2-dehydrogenase (NAD+) activity
Source: RefSeq, a predicted model, not a curated record
AUGGCGACACAAACAGCAACCCAGAAGAACCCCUCCUUCAUCCUCAAAGCCAAAAACGAAGUCAUAUACGAAGACCGGCCCAUCCCCACGCUCCCCUCCCCCUACGACGUCCUCGUCCGCCCCCGAUGGACCGGCAUCUGCGGUUCAGACGUACACUACUGGGUCGAAGGCCGAAUCGGGCAUUUCGUCGUCGAGAAGCCAAUGGUGCUCGGCCACGAAUCCGCAGGCAUCGUGCACGCCGUCGGCGACAAAGUCAAGAGCCUCAAAGUGGGCGAUGAAGUCGCCAUGGAACCCGGUGUCCCCUGCCGCCGCUGCGUCCGCUGCAAAGACGGAAAAUACAAUUUGUGUCCUGAUAUGGCGUUUGCGGCGACGCCGCCGUAUGAUGGUACGCUCGCGAGGUAUUAUACGCUGCCGGAGGAUUACUGCUAUAAAUUGCCUGGUAAUAUGAGUAUGGAGGAGGGUGCGCUUAUUGAACCUACCGCCGUCGCCGUACACAUUACACGGCAGGCUUCUAUCAAGCCCGGCGAUUCCGUCGUAGUAUUCGGUGCCGGGCCUGUUGGUCUACUGUGCUGCGCCGUCGCGAAAGCGUACGGCGCGAAGAAGAUCGUCACCGUUGAUAUCAACGACGAGCGCCUCAACUUUGCGCUCAAGUACGCGGCGAACGCGAGUUUCAAGUCCGCAAGAGUGAGUGCGCAGGAGAAUGCUGAGAAUCUGGUUAAGGAGUGUGAGCUGGGUAUGGGCGCGGAUGUUAUUAUUGAUGCGAGUGGCGCGGAGCCGUGUAUUCAGACUGCUAUUCAUGCGUUGAGGAUGGGGGGGACUUAUGUUCAGGGCGGCAUGGGCAAACCCGACAUCAACUUCCCCAUCAUGGCCAUGUGCACCAAGGAACUCAACGUCAAGGGUUCCUUCCGCUACGGCUCCGGCGACUACCAAACCGCCAUCGAUCUCGUUGCUGGCGGCAGGAUCAGUGUCAAGGAGCUUAUUACGGGUAAGGUCAAGUUUGAUGAGGCGGAGAAGGCGUUUGCGGAUGUCAAGGAAGGGAAGGGGAUUAAGAUUUUGAUUGAGGGGCCCGAGGGGCAGUAA